AUGUCAUCACCUUCAGCAAGCUCUUCAGGUGCCGCAAAGCGCAAGCGUGCGACUACCGCCACUUCUGCUGCUGCUGCCGCCGCCAUGGACGAGAAUCAGCUGCUGCAGCCAUCGUCGCGGGAUGCCUCUGGCGAAGAGGGCGACACUACCGCACCCGAGUCCGGCCGGUUGACCCACCGCAAGACUGUCGAAUCCGUCACCAACAGCAGCUCCUCGAAUCCGUCCAAGAGGCUGCGAUCUAGCAACAACUCAGCCGCCACCGCUGUCGGGGCGGGCGACCAGAUCGUAGAUCCCGGCGAGCCCAGCGAUACGACUGAGGCCAGCAUCGACAUCGCUGACCGCGUUGCCAAGAAGAACAAGAAGCACGCAACCUUCAAGGAUGUGCAAGAAGAAGGGAAGGAGGAGAGCACCAUGGCACCGCCGCCCAUUGGAAAACUGACACAUCCCGUGGGCUACAAGACAAAUGACCCGCCCGCUGGACGGCCCAUCAGAGUGUACGCUGACGGUGUGUUUGAUCUCUUUCACUUGGGUCACAUGCGCCAGCUCGAGCAGGCCAAGAAAGCCUUCCCAGACGUCUAUCUUCUUGUCGGCGUAACAGGCGAUGAGGAGACACAUCGACGCAAAGGUCUUACUGUCCUGUCGGGCAUGGAGCGCGCAGAGACUGUCAGGCAUUGCAAGUGGGUGGAUGAAGUGAUCGAGAACUGCCCUUGGAUCGUAACCCCCGAGUUUCUGGAUGAACAUCAGAUCGACUACGUUGCCCAUGAUGACAUCCCAUAUGGUGCUGAUGAAGGUGAUGAUAUCUACAAGCCCAUCAAGGAGGCUGGCAAGUUCUUGGUCACUCAACGGACUGAAGGUGUCAGCACCACUGGCAUUAUCACAAAGAUUGUGCGCGACUACGAGAAAUACAUUGCUCGACAGUUUAAGCGAGGCGCUUCGCGUCAAGAGCUCAACGUCAGCUGGCUGAAAAAGAACGAGCUAGAUCUCAAGCGCCACGUUAACGACUUGCGUGAUAACAUCCGGACAAACUGGACCACUACUGGGCAGGAACUCAGCAGGGAGUUGCGCCAAUACUGGCCUGCCAGCAGACCUCAGAGCCCGGCCCCUAGUUUGCGUCUGUCUAUGCCCGGCACUCCUGGACAAAGCCAAAAUGGUGACAUAAGCAUGCGAGAAGUGGCUGCCAUUGCCAGCGCUUCCGCCAGAUCUCCUACCACGCCAGGAGAGAGAGGUCCGAAUGAAUUCAUCAGUGGCUACACGCUUGGUUUGAUUGGUGGUGUAAGAUCCUGGAUGACCAAGAACCGCAGAACGGUACCAGAUGUCAGCCGUCCUCCCAGCGAUGAUGAGUCUGAAGGUAGUGAUGAAGUUGCGCAAGCUCGCGGUAGAAAGACAUCGGCUACUGCCGCCGCGGGCCCGGCUUAA
This is a messenger RNA of Pestalotiopsis fici W106-1, 1416 nucleotides long. RefSeq lists its product as uncharacterized. Gene Ontology annotation, cellular component: nuclear envelope. Lineage: Eukaryota; Fungi; Ascomycota; Sordariomycetes; Amphisphaeriales; Sporocadaceae. The coding region runs from base 1 to 1416 and encodes 471 amino acids. Gene Ontology annotation, molecular function: phosphatidylcholine binding; choline-phosphate cytidylyltransferase activity. The transcript has 3 exons. Gene Ontology annotation, biological process: CDP-choline pathway. The record is from RefSeq and is a predicted model, not a curated record.